Molecule: messenger RNA, 3039 nt
Organism: Sardina pilchardus (European sardine)
Lineage: Eukaryota; Metazoa; Chordata; Actinopteri; Clupeiformes; Clupeidae
Gene: impg1b
Product: interphotoreceptor matrix proteoglycan 1b
Exons: 14
Coding region: 1-2301 (766 amino acids)
Biological process (GO): visual perception
Source: RefSeq, a predicted model, not a curated record
AUGAAGAGGUCCACUGUUUUCAGCACCGGGGUGAAAGUGUGUCCACAGGAGACCAUGUCGGAGGUCAUAGCCAGCCACCGCGCCUACUACAGGAUGAGAGUGUGUCAGGAGGCGGUGUGGGAGGCGUUCCAGAUCUUUCUGGACAGAGUCCCUGACACCAUCGAGUACCAUCAGUGGGUGGAGGCCUGUCAAAGGGACUCUCUCUGCGUAGAUGACCUGGCCAGAAACUUCAGCAGCAACCAGGAGCAUCUCGACAUGGUUGCAAAGAGGGUGAAUCCCACAGAGCUCCACCUGGAAAGUGGCUUUCCUUUGGCAACACACACGCCGGGUGGAGAUAAGUGUUCAAAGACUGCCGCCAAGCUAGUGAUCAUUGGAAGUGAAGAGACAACAGAGACUCUAAACGUCAUUCCCGAGGAGGUGGAAGAGCAGAUCAUCGUGGAGUUCAGUGUGACUAUAUUGGAACCAGGCUAUAGUGAGCUUCUGGCUGACCCUGACACCCCCCAGUACCACGACAUAACACAGACCCUCAAAGAGCAGAUGGUACAUAUCUUGGACAAACUUCCUGGAUUUAAAGAGAUUCGGAUGUUGGGAUUUCGGCCCGAGGAUGUCUCUGUGCAUUACGCUGUGGUGUUUGAGAACGGCCACCCCACUGAGCCAGGCGGAGAAGUGGCGGAGCCCCCCACUGAAAUGGACUUGAGGCAACUGGUAGCCAAGGCCCUGAGCGAGGACACGUCGCUCCCGGUGGACAUCCUCUCACUCAGUUUUGGCUCAGACUCCGCACCCACUCAGCGAGGAGAAGAACAGGGGGCAGCCGAGGACACAGCUGCCCCUGAUGAUGGUGGUGAAGUAAUCCCUGAAGAUGUCAUGGAGCCUCCUGCAACGACCCCCUUAACGGUCACGGAGCACCCCCCUACUGAGGCAAUCAGAGUCCCAGAGCUGGAGGACACAGAGGGGGACUCGGAGCUCGAGAAUCUCAUGCCUGCUGAACAGGAAAUAGAAGGAGUUGAUAUGACACCUGAGGAUGCCUUACCACAAGACUUGGAACCUAUGGAGUUGGACGAUACUGAAGUAGUACUCGAAGCAGCAACUGUCCCUCCCUCUGGGGGUGCCGUGAUGGAGACAGGUGCCACCACCAUAGAGUCUGUGCAGACAGAAUCCACCAUUCUAUCACCAUCGGCCAUCCAACCCAGCGAGGAACCUACAGACACUCCUGCCACAUCUGCAUCUAUAGAAACCGUCGAGGCACCUGCAGUAACUGACACAAUCGAGUCGGUGGAACCAGUAGAGGCUCCUUCUGUGCCAACUAGUCUUGAGCCUGUAGAACCAGUAGAAGCUCCCUCAGUCCCUAGCACGCCUGAGCCUGACCUGCCCAUGGACGUCCCUGCUGUUGAGACAACGAUACAACCAGUUGGACCAGUAGAGAUCCCCCCUGAACCCACAGUCUUAGAACCUGUAGAGCCCAUAGAGGUCCCCUCGGAACCCAGCUCCACCGCUGACACUGGAACCCCAGCCGUUCCACUACCAGAAGAGGAGGGCCAGGAAGUUCCUCCAAAGGUGGAAGUCCUGGAGAACGAGCAGGGCAUGCAAGAAGACCGGGAACAGACUGAGAUGUUGGACUACAGCAGCGGGGACGCCCCCGAGUCCAACGAGACUGUGACUGCACCUCCACAACUCAGACUCUUGACUACGCCGUCCAUGGUAGCCUCCAACCAGGCCAAUGAUCUGGUGGUGUUCUUUAGCUUAAGAGUGACUAACAUGAUUUUUUCUGAGGACCUGUUCGACAAGAGCUCCCCCGAGUACAAAUCCCUGGAGAACACAUUCCUUGAGCUGCUUCUGCCAUAUCUGCAAUCAAAUCUGACAGGAUUCAAAGAGCUUGAGAUCCUCAACUUCAGGAACGGCAGCGUGGUGGUGAAUAGCAAGAUGAAACUGGAGAAGCCGGUGCCCUACAACGUCACGGAGGCAGUGACCUGCGUACUGGAGGAGUUCUGCAAUGCCGCAUCCAAGCGGCUCGACCUGGAGAUCGACAGCGGCUCUCUGGAUGUCGAGGCGGCGGACCACGCGGACCCGUGCAAGUUUAUGGCGUGUAACGACUUCUCCCGCUGCGUGGUCAACACGUGGUCCAUGGAGGCCGAGUGCCUGUGCGACCCGGGCUACAGCAUGGUGGACGGCCUGCCCUGCCAGAGCACCUGCGCGCUGGAGCCCGACUACUGCCUGAACGACGGCCAGUGCGAGAUCAUCGCCGGGCACGGCGCCACCUGCAGAUCCCCAGACAGCUCUACACCACCAGAUCCGACAAGCUAGUUUCAGACAUAGUCGACUUCCAUCACUGCAUCCCACACAAUGAGACAUGGAGGAUAGACGACGAGUAUCGGUCAUCUUGUUGCCUUCUGAGGGGAGCUGACAGCGACGGCUUUGAAGUGACUGUUUUAUGAUGAUGGACCUCCGAGGCCACCCUGAUUGACAGUGCAAUACGGGAACCAAAGGUCUCUGCUGCUCCUGACCGUGUGUGGACUGAGCUGGACCUCUGGCUGAGGGGGACAGGACUUCUGGUCACAGGACAGGACCAACUGGGACUGGAGAUUUCACAUCAGUAAUCGAGGAUUCACACUAAAAAAGAAUGCAGUUCUAAUCCUGAAGUAUGUACUGUACACUGGUCUAAAAUACUGCUUCAAUGCGCUCACAUACAGUAUGUGUACUGAGGACUAGGAGUGUUGUAUCGUGUCAUAUACCCUUGUCAAAAAGGUUGUUUCUCUUCCCUCACAAUGAGGUUGUAUACAUAUUGGAUACACUUGCUGGUAUCAUGACUGGAGACAAGAAGAUGUGUAGCUGUCUAGCCUUCUUCAGAGUCCCAAAAAUAAGAUGAAUGUAAAAUAAGCUGCUUGUUAUUUUUCUUACUUGCCAUUUACAGAAGUACUGUACGGUAUGUCUUCCUUUUUAUGUACCUCAAUCAUAUGCCCAUGUAUUAAAUAUCCCCAUAUAAACGCAUAUCUAGUGCUAUUUAAUAUCAUCCACCCAUCUCUCUUGCUCCUCCCAAUCACG